AAAAUCAUUAAAAGAAAUUGGAGAAAAGGGUUAUUAUUAGUUUUUAAAGGUUUAAGAAAGGCUCUCUGUUUUGGCAGAGCAGAGAAACAGAGAAAUGGCGGAUUCGUUGGACGAAGACUGUGAUUAUCUCUUCAAGGCGGUUCUUACGGGCGAUUCCGGCGUUGGAAAAUCCAAUCUCCUCUCUCGUUUCUCCAAAAAUGAAUUCCGAUUCGACUCUAGACCUACGAUCGGUGUCGAGUUCGCUUACCGGAAUAUUAAGGUCGCCGAUAAACUCGUCAAAACCCAAAUCUGGGACACCGCCGGCCAAGAAAGAUUUAGGGCAAUUACAAGUUCUUAUUAUCGGGGAGCAUUAGGAGCAUUACUUGUUUACGACAUAACUCGCGUGGCUACAUUUGAUAACAUAAAGAAGUGGCUACGAGAGUUGAGAGAGUUUGGAAAUCCGGAAAUGGUGAUCAUUCUAGUUGGAAACAAAUGCGACUUACAUCAAUCGCGAGAAGUACAAGAAGAAGAAGCGCGACAUUUGGCCGAGUUGGAGAACUUGUUUUUCAUGGAAACUUCUGCCAAAGAUAAUUUGAAUGUGGAAGAGGCAUUUCUUGAAAUGGUUCGUAGGAUCCACGCCAUCGCCUCUCAAAAGACAUUGGAUUUGCAUAAAAAAUUUGAAAAGCUUGUUGCUUUUCCAAACGGAAAAGAGAUUAUUAGUAUUCAUGAAGUAACCCCAACCAAACACAAUUCAAAUUGUUGCUCUUUGUGAAAAUUUAGUUUUGAAUGGUGAGUUUAGCUUAUAGUUUGCUUGAACUUAUCUUUAUCUUAUAAAUAUAUUUUAUUUUUAGCCUAUAAAUAUUGUGUAAUUUCAUAGCAACUAAAACUAUAAAUAUAUACUAUCACAUUAUAUGUA
Molecule: messenger RNA, 895 nt
Organism: Cucumis sativus (cucumber)
Lineage: Eukaryota; Viridiplantae; Streptophyta; Magnoliopsida; Cucurbitales; Cucurbitaceae
Product: ras-related protein RABA6a
Exons: 2
Coding region: 95-751 (218 amino acids)
Cellular component (GO): endosome
Molecular function (GO): GTPase activity; GTP binding
Source: RefSeq, a predicted model, not a curated record